This is a messenger RNA of Athene cunicularia (burrowing owl), 4441 nucleotides long. It is a transcript of the gene NR1D2, whose product is annotated as nuclear receptor subfamily 1 group D member 2. The transcript is spliced from 8 exons. The coding region runs from base 1 to 1563 and encodes 520 amino acids. Gene Ontology annotation, molecular function: zinc ion binding; nuclear receptor activity; RNA polymerase II cis-regulatory region sequence-specific DNA binding. Gene Ontology annotation, biological process: negative regulation of transcription by RNA polymerase II; cell differentiation; positive regulation of transcription by RNA polymerase II. The record is from RefSeq and is a predicted model, not a curated record. NCBI's taxonomy places the organism in Eukaryota, Metazoa, Chordata, Aves, Strigiformes, Strigidae.
AUGCGCUGUAACUGGGACUUCUAUCUUUUUGAUUCCAAGUCUGAUUUUGUAGAUUUAAAAAGCAAAGUAUUUUUGUCAUUGGCUUUCUAUAUCCUUGACUUUUCUGUUCUGAUUCUAGAAUUUAAUGGCAUGGUUCUUCUUUGCAAAGUCUGUGGAGACGUCGCUUCAGGAUUUCAUUACGGUGUUCAUGCCUGUGAGGGCUGCAAGGGUUUUUUCAGAAGAAGCAUUCAGCAAAACAUUCAGUAUAAGAAGUGCUUGAAGAAUAACAACUGCUCUAUAAUGAGAAUGAAUAGGAACAGAUGCCAGCAGUGUCGUUUCAAAAAAUGCCUCUCUGUUGGGAUGUCAAGAGAUGCUGUUCGAUUUGGCCGCAUUCCCAAACGUGAAAAACAGAGAAUGCUGAUAGAAAUGCAGAGUGCCAUGAAAACCAUGAUGAACAGCCAGUUCAGUGGUCACUUGCCCAAUGAAGCAUUAACAGAACAUCAAGAUCAAGCACCUCAAGAAGACCUUUCCUCCAAGCCCAAACAAGAGCGGGAAGCCAUCAAAAGCCCUUCUUCGCCUCCUGCUGCUGACAUGGCUAAGGAAGAAGUGAUCGGCAUGGUCACUAGGGCCCACAAAGACACUUUCAUGUACAACCAAGAACAGUCCCAAAACCCAGCAGAAAUUAUGCAGUCCCAGGGUGGGGAGAGAGUGUCAAAGAACACAGAGCAGUACAUCUUGAACAGUGAGCACUGUGUUAGUGGGCUCGGUGGCCCUCAGUACCCUGAAAGUGAGCAGCAUCUUGGUGGACAGUACAAAGGGAGAAGCGCAGUGCAUUAUCCAAGUGGGCACGCCAUGUGUUUCACAAACAGCCACUGUAUGAACUUCACCAGUGGUUAUACUCAGCGACUGUGUGAUAGGAUCCCAGAAGAUGGCUUUUCUCCAAACAAGAAUGCCACUUACUCUUGCAGCACUGGAGGAAGAAUGCAUCUGGUGUGUCCAAUGAGUAAGACUCCCCACGUGGACCCAAACAAGUCUGGCCAUGAAGUCUGGGAAGAGUUUUCCCUGAGUUUUACCCCUGCGGUAAAGGAAGUGGUGGAAUUUGCCAAGCGCAUCCCAGGUUUCCGAGAUCUUUCCCAACAUGACCAGGUUAAUCUUCUGAAGGCUGGGACCUUUGAGGUUUUAAUGGUACGGUUUGCAUCUUUGUUUGAUGCAAAGGAACGUACCGUCACCUUCUUGAGUGGAAAGAAGUACAGUGUGGAUGACUUGCAUUCAAUGGGAGCUGGUGAUCUGCUCAACUCAAUGUUUGAAUUUAGUGAGAAACUAAACGCCCUGCAACUUAGUGAUGAGGAAAUGAGUUUGUUUACAGCGGUUGUCCUGGUAUCUGCUGAUCGCUCCGGAAUAGAAAAUGUCAAUUCUGUGGAGGCACUUCAGGAAACACUAAUCCGUGCAUUAAGGACCUUAAUCAUGAAAAAUCACCCAAAUGAAGCCUCUAUUUUCACAAAACUUCUUUUGAAAUUACCUGACUUGCGUUCCUUAAACAACAUGCACUCUGAAGAACUCUUGGCCUUUAAAGUUCACCCAUAGGCCUUUAGGUCUCAUUUAUACUUGGACUUGCCUCGUGUUAAACUGUUUUGUGCUAAAAUAUGUAUUUAUACAGUUGUACCACUUGUUGGAGAGAGAGUUCACAGACUGUGAACAACUGAUAGCUGUCCCAUAACCAUGCAAUAACGCUUCAGCAGGUGCUUUCAGCUAAUGGUGGCGCAGCAUUCAGAGUCCUCCAAGACAUCCAGACCCAGCUGUGCUGCACUUCUGCAGAAGAGGCUGAGAUGAGCCCAAGUAAAUAUGGACUGUUCUUUCAUUUAGAAAAAAGAACCGCCACUCCCCUCUCAUGUAAACACCCUGCAAAAUAGCUGUGUAUGUGCAUACGGAGCAUGGAAUGGGGUGGGAACAAUCCUGUGCUAAUAGGGAAAUGGAAGAGCUGAUUUAAUUGGUCUUUCACUUAUCUAAUAGAUGUAUGUCUUUGUCUCUUGGUAAGUCACUCAUGGUUUCACUGUUGUUAUUCCAUUAAACCCGAUGGAAUGAUUUCAGCCUGCACCAACUCUUCACUGAGUGUGUUCAUGCCAUGUGUAUAUAAUAUAAAUAGUUAAGUAAUGAGUGUUUAUGGCUAUAUAAAGUACAGAGUUGUGUGUAUAUAUGUGUAUGUAUAUAAAUAGUUCUAUACAUAAAGUAUACAUAUAAUUUCUUCACAAUAUUUUAAACUGUGAAGGAAUUUAAACUUACAACAGAAGGUGAUCUAUGGAAAGAACCAAAUAGAUGCACUUUGCAUAUUGCUGAACUAAUUAUCUGAGCAUUUCUAAUUUUUAGAAAACAUCAAAUUUGCAUUAAUAUGCUGUGUUUGUUAAUUUAAAAAAAAAAAACAAAACAGAGUGGCACCAAAGGAGCAGAGUUAGAUUCAACUUCUUGAAGGGGUUCAUAGAGAAUCUCAAUUGGAGAUGGUCGGUUGUGGCACUAAUGAGAUAGGUUGUCCAUUGCCACUGAGGUUCUCACAUUGUGAUAAAGGUUAAAGAAGCACCAGAUGCUCUUCAAAAACUUCAGCACAGCCAGAAAGAAACUAUCAGAUGAAUAACAGCAUCUAUCAGAAAAAAAAAAAAAAAAAUGGGAAAAAUGUAUCCAUGGUUGCGUUUGGGUGAAUGUGUGUUCUGUGACCAUUUAUUUCUUGCAAUACAUCAUUUUGCUGCUUUGUUGCUCAAUGAGAAUUGAAAACAGAAAUGUGAGAUUCCCCCUGUCUUUUCACAGUUAGGGCUUUGUGGUUCCCAUGCCUGUUCUUCUGGAGCUCUCCAUUGGUGCGUAUGCGUGUGUGUAUGUGCAGAGAAAGGUGCACUGGAUGAUGGUCUGGAUUUUUUUCUUAAAAAAACACCACAAAAACCAACCAAACAAAUGGGACUUUUUUUGUUGUUUAUGCCAGUAGCAAAUGACAAAGCAGAUCCUCAAGGCUUAAGAUUCUACCGCUUUUCUAUCUAGGAAAGUGACUCUCUAUGGGUUUUCUCCAUUUGUAGCAAGACCUGGCACCAGAAAAAGAGAGAUUAAACAAAGUCAAAGCAGUCGUGUUAAUUAAUUAGUUAAUGUUUAUGUUUCGCUAACGUGGGAAGAUGUUCCACUACCCUUGUGUUUAGUUACCUUCCCUUAGAGGUAGCCCUCUGGGUCUCUAGCGCUUGGUAACACUACUCCGCGGUGGGAGAGGCCUCUCCAAACGCUUGUUACUGCGUUUAGAUGUGUGCAGUAGUUGAGGCCGGGAGCCAGGGAGCCGCCAGCAUGCAGAGCUCCUGCUGGCCCUGCCGGAGCAGCUCUGGCGCAGCGGCGAGCUCCUGGGAGCCCGGUGCCUGCCCCUGAGCAGUGGGAGCCGGGCACCCUGCACCCCUCCGCUCACCUUUGGGCUGGGGUUCCCCGCGGAAAGGGGUAAGGAUUGCUGGCCAGGGGCCGAGAGCAGGAGGCGGCAGGUGCUCGAGUCGGAGCUGGGGAAAACUCUGCUUUAGCCUUGGCUAAGGAGCAGAAGAGCCCACCCUUGCCCCUCCUCUGCAGCUGCUGCAGGGAGAGCUCUCCUCCUUCAAGCUACUUUAACCACUGGAUAAUGGCCCCUUAAUACAGAGUUGUGCUAUCCAAAUGUGCUAUCGGGGCAUAUUGUCCUAAUUUCUGUUAGCGGUCUGCAUCCUACCAGUAUUAUUUGUUUGAGAGCUUCACUGAAUUACGCAUUGAACCAUUCAGACUUUAGAAAGGACACAGUCACAUGUUUUGUGUUAUUUAGGAGCUGAAAUGACUUCUUUGUAGACCCCAUUUCAAAGGUGGAAAGUACAGUUAACCCUUGGUUGUUUUGGAAGGGAAGGAGGCUUCUUACAGAGAUUGCCACCCUACAACUGUGUUUUGUUGUGUUUUGUUUUAUUAUUAUUAUUUUUUCUUAAACUGUAUUAUUAAGCCUUUAGGAAUGUAUAACCAGGACUGAGUAAUUACUGCUUAUUCAAUUUUUAGUUAGAUUGACCAUGUAUGCCUAUAGAUAGAUACUCUAACUUGUGCAAUUUCAUUUGAAAUAAUAUUCCUGUACAUAAUGGAAAAACUCAUAUAUCAGAAAAGAAAGCCCCAAACAGAUUGACUGAACAAAAAAGUUGAUUAAAGUACGGUUCAAAAGUGACCCACGUAUUACAAACCCUAGCUGGACUCUUAGAAGAAAAUCUGAACUCAUCGUGUUAGCUGUGUAUUGUGAGCUCUUCUUUUACUGUGUCACUGGUUAUACACUUGUUAAACGCUGAGAUAAUAGACUUCAUGCCAGGCAUUUGAGUACUGUAGAUUGGGUCAUUGCUGAAAGAUUAAUGUACUGUAUGACUUAAAUGAAAUUUUUAUUCUUGAUUUUAUUCUUGAUUUUGUUCUUGUUUUAAAAGAUUAAAUAUGGGCAUUAUGUCAGCAAGCUAAA